UUCGCAAGAGAUCAAUGAAAUAUCAAUGGACUUAAUGGCGAAACAAGGCCAACUGCAUCGGUAGCCUCGAGACGACCGCGUGGUGUAAUCCAUCAAAAGCCUCGGUCGAGUGGAGCCGUCCUGUUCUCGGUGGUCCAGGACUUGUCAUAACUUUAAGGAACCAGCAUCUUUCCUCGCAGACAGAACCGGAGAAGAAAAGCCGGGUUCAGACAGAUAAAUAUUACGUUACGUGCGAGUGGAAGUGAAAUCUUUAAUGGCACGUGAACGCAGCGGGGACGUUGCAACGCCGGCGGUUCGGAUCCUGCUGCAUAUUACUGCAGCAAACUAUCCAGACGAAGUAGUGCAAAAUUUGCCAAAGGAAAUUGGCACCGGUGUCUAUUGCGGAUUCGCUUCUGUCAAUAAGGGGGAAGUUCAUAAGAUGGUGAUGAGCAUAGGAUGGAAUCCUUUUUACGAAAAUAAUCAGAAGACGAUGGAGACACAUAUAAUGCACAAUUUUCAAGAUGAAUUUUAUGGAGCAGAAUUGAGAGUUGUAAUGCUUGGUUAUCUGAGGCCUGAAAAAAAAUUUGACUCUGUUGAUGAUCUAAUUGCGGAAAUACGAGCGGAUAUUGACGCUGCUGACACACUCCUCAGUGAAUCAAAAUUUGCAGUUUAUCGAAGCAACAGUUUUUUCACCGAAGAUGAGCAACAAAAAAAUACGGAGGGUGUCCGAAAAACGAGAGGAAGAGGACUUUGUAGUUAUGCCGAUAGUUGCAUACUUUCGUAAAAACAAACAAUAAGUUUAAAUAGAGAACUAAAAUCAAUCAUGAUUCCAACAUAUUCUGUUUUAAUUCACGCAU
Molecule: messenger RNA, 836 nt
Organism: Diprion similis
Lineage: Eukaryota; Metazoa; Arthropoda; Insecta; Hymenoptera; Diprionidae
Product: putative riboflavin kinase
Exons: 4
Coding region: 254-763 (169 amino acids)
Biological process (GO): FMN biosynthetic process; riboflavin biosynthetic process
Cellular component (GO): mitochondrion
Molecular function (GO): riboflavin kinase activity
Source: RefSeq, a predicted model, not a curated record